This is a messenger RNA of Cavia porcellus (domestic guinea pig), 1324 nucleotides long. RefSeq names its product chromosome unknown C4orf51 homolog (gene CUNH4orf51). The record is from RefSeq and is a predicted model, not a curated record. Bases 385 to 1023 code for a protein of 212 amino acids. NCBI's taxonomy places the organism in Eukaryota, Metazoa, Chordata, Mammalia, Rodentia, Caviidae. The transcript has 7 exons.
CUUGGCCUUGUCCUUCUACCUCUCGUUUCCACUUCUUAAAAGCAUCAUCACCGGAGUCUCUCUCAUGUCUUUAUGACAGAAUAGUAGACAAUUUCUCACCAUAAUUGCAAAGCAGUAUAUUUUGUAAAGCACGGGCCAGAAGUUAUUUCACUUACAAAAGUGCUUGUUGAAAAUUUGUGUGUGGAGGGGGCAGGGUCGCAUUCAUGGAACUUUGUGAUCUGUUGCUUGGCAACGGUACCUGCCAGAGUUAAGCUUCUGCACUCUGAACUGUCAGUUACGAAGCUUGGUGAGCCCUGUGGAUGGCUUCCUGCUACUAGGAGGAAAUGAAUUCUUCAUUACGCAGAGGGCUUGAAAAUUUGUACUUCAGAGCGCACCUCCAUCGCUAUGUCACAAUUCCUGUUCUUGACUCCACAAAUUCUCCUGCCCUUUAACCCUGUUACCUCUCAAGAAUUUGAUCUGAUCAGACACAAGGCCCGGGCAUCUUGGCAGAAUGAAACACGAUGGUCUGAUUCUUCUGUGACAACAUACUCAGGCAGCUACCACGAAAAGCAAUUGGACGAGUCCGUCUGCAGCCGACUUGCUUCUUGGACAGCAGGACAGUAUAAGCCUGGGUGUACACGGACAGUGUUGCUGAACAGAUCCACCUACAGUCCUCUCUUCUGUGGAGCUGGUGCCCAAGAGACUAAAGAUGUCAAAGGGCGAUUCCCUGAUAUAAACGGGCCCUUGAAAAAUCCAUUUGAUGUCAAGCACAGAGUGGCACACCAGAUUUGGUAUUCUGCUGAUGCUCCUCCUGCACUUCCGAAUUGUAGAAAAUCACGCACUUACACAUUGGAUGUCUCUUUACCCCUAGUUGUGAGAUCUAAGCAGCCAGCCCUGAAGACCCAGGUGAACCACAAAUGUGUGGAGAAAAUCUCAAAGCACGUACAAUGGGAUUCUUUAAGUAAAGUCCGCUCAUCCGCAGACUCAGAAACUGAUCAAUACUCCGAUUGCGGUCAGCGAGGGCUGCUGUCCUUACUUUUCUGACUUGGAAAACGAAGCCACAGGCUGGAAGCCCAGAGUGCGCGUGAUAGAGGACAGUGAGGGAAGGCACUGGCAUGUCUGCAGGAAGCCAUGAAGCACGUGCUGCGAGUAUGAAGAAAGGCUGCCUCCUGUCAGGUGAAACUGUCAAGGUUCCAAUUUGGGGACAUGGGAUGCUUGUGAGGCUUACUUCAAAGUUACGGGCAAGUCAUCUAAAAAAACAAGACAGGGUGAACUGCAGCGACAGUGUCAUCACUGGGCACACCAACCCUUAAGUCCAUUAAAAAUAAUGUCUGAACAACACUCA